Molecule: messenger RNA, 721 nt
Organism: Lolium rigidum
Lineage: Eukaryota; Viridiplantae; Streptophyta; Magnoliopsida; Poales; Poaceae
Product: zinc finger protein ZAT12-like
Exons: 1
Coding region: 82-519 (145 amino acids)
Source: RefSeq, a predicted model, not a curated record
UCGAUUUCUCCUGAAUCAAGCUCAUCUCCUCGCGCGUUCACCGUUUCACUCGUACGUGCUACAGAGAUCAGGCGCGCACCCAUGGUUUCCUCGAUGAGCCACUACAGAGAUCAGGCGCCUCUUUCCCUCUCCCUCUCCCUCGGCGCCGUGGCCGAGCGCAAGAAGAAGCUGAGGCGCGCCGCCGCGGCAGGAGGUGCAGAGGGCGCUGCCGGCGGAGAAUUCACGUGCAAGACGUGCGGCCGCUCCUUCCCCACGUUCCAGGCGCUCGGCGGGCACCGGACCAGCCACCUCCGCGGCCGCCACGGCCUCGCGCUCGCCCUCGCCGGAGACCACUACUCCGUCAAGCCAAAGAAGACCACUUCUUCAGACGACCAGAAGCCGGCAGCAGUGCACCAGUGCCACGUCUGCGGGCUCAGCUUCGAGAUGGGGCAGGCGCUCGGGGGACACAUGCGCAGGCACCGUGAGGAGGCCGGCGCCGUGGCGCAGGCGCCGCCCGUUCUGCUCCAGCUCUUCGUCUAGCUCGAUUUAUUGGAGAACUUGAUCUAGUGCAGAGUUCUUGCAGGUUGACCCGUGUGCGCGAUUUGUUUCUAAGUUGCUCCACACCCUAUAGUCGUAGCCUCGUAGGCGUUGAUCGUUGGUUCAUUCGUUCUUUGUGUACAUAUAGCAAUAGGACUUGUUCAUUCAUUCGUUCGGAGAUGGUAUACAUUGAUUCAUUCGUUUC